GGGGCGGAGCGUGGUGCUCCAUUUUGUGGAGAGAGCGCGUUGCGGCAGAGAUCCUCUGUCCGUUUCAGUCUUGCAUGCGAUCGCUGUUACUAACAGUAUGUUUUCCGCCCGCGUUGCUGCCGCCUUUGCUCGCUCCGUACCACGGCAAGGCGGGCUGAUUUCCAGAAAUACCUUGGGUGUAGCAUCCAUUGCUGCAAGAAACAUCCAUGCCUCCAAAUCACAUUUUCAGAGAACUGGCACUGCUGAGGUAUCCUCUAUUCUUGAGGAACGCAUUUUGGGAGCCAACACCUCUGCUGAACUUGAGGAAACUGGCCACGUGCUCUCAAUUGGUGAUGGUAUUGCCCGUGUGUAUGGCCUAAGAAAUGUCCAAGCAGAAGAAAUGGUAGAGUUUUCUUCUGGGCUGAAGGGAAUGUCCUUGAACUUGGAGCCUGACAACGUUGGUGUUGUUGUGUUUGGUAAUGACAGACUGAUCAAGGAAGGGGAUGUUGUGAAGAGAACUGGUGCUAUUGUGGAUGUUCCAGUUGGAGAAGAGCUGCUGGGCCGUGUUGUAGAUGCCCUGGGCAAUCCAAUUGAUGGGAAGAGUUCUUUUACAUCUAAAAUGCGUAGAAGAGUUGGCUUAAAGGCCCCUGGCAUCAUUCCCAGAAUCUCUGUGCGGGAACCUAUGCAGACUGGUAUUAAGGCUGUGGACAGCUUGGUGCCCAUUGGUCGUGGCCAGCGUGAGCUGAUCAUUGGUGACAGGCAGACUGGGAAAACUUCAAUUGCAAUUGACACAAUAAUCAACCAAAAACGAUUUAAUGAUGGAGUAGAUGAGAAAAAGAAGUUGUACUGUAUCUAUGUUGCUAUUGGCCAGAAGAGAUCUACUGUUGCUCAGUUGGUGAAGAGGCUCACUGAUGCAGAUGCCAUGAAGUACACAAUUGUGGUGUCUGCCACAGCAUCUGAUGCUGCACCCCUUCAGUAUCUGGCUCCUUACUCAGGCUGCUCCAUGGGGGAAUACUUCAGAGACAAUGGAAAACAUGCAUUGAUCAUCUAUGAUGACUUAUCCAAACAGGCUGUUGCCUAUCGUCAGAUGUCUCUGCUGCUGCGCCGUCCACCUGGCCGUGAAGCCUACCCAGGUGAUGUGUUCUACCUGCAUUCUCGCCUGCUGGAGAGAGCAGCUAAAAUGAACGAUUCCUUUGGAGGAGGCUCUCUGACUGCUUUGCCUGUCAUUGAAACGCAGGCUGGUGAUGUGUCUGCUUACAUUCCAACCAAUGUCAUCUCCAUCACUGAUGGACAGGUAGGAUGACUUAUAUACCAGUAUAG
This is a messenger RNA of Meleagris gallopavo (turkey), 1299 nucleotides long. The record is from RefSeq and is a predicted model, not a curated record. Lineage: Eukaryota; Metazoa; Chordata; Aves; Galliformes; Phasianidae.